This is a messenger RNA of Gasterosteus aculeatus aculeatus (three-spined stickleback), 2643 nucleotides long. RefSeq names its product family with sequence similarity 89 member A (gene fam89a). Lineage: Eukaryota; Metazoa; Chordata; Actinopteri; Perciformes; Gasterosteidae. The record is from RefSeq and is a predicted model, not a curated record.
GGUAACUUGAGCUGUCGCCAGCCGCCCGGGGCAGAUUUUAACCACUACUGUUGCUCGGCCCGGUCGCUGCGUGAGUCCGCCGCUCGUUCACCACGCGAGGACUCGACAGUCAACUCCAGUGUACACACACACACAAACAAAACAUCUGCUUUCUCCGCGAGCAAACUCCCCCGGGGACAAUGAACGGUAAGUCGUCGAACGGUUCGCCGGGUGGAAUGGCCUGUAUCGAGGGUCUCCCCCCGCUGCCGAAGAGCCUGAGCGGCUUGCUGAACUCGAGCGGCGGCUCCUGGAGGGACAUGGAGAGGAUGUACGUGAAGAAGACCAUGAUCCAGGACGACCUGAGCCGCGGCAGGAACAACACCGACAGCCUGCUGACCCACAAGCCGGCCAACCUCGACGCUGCUCUGGCUCUCCUGCGGAAAGAGAUGGUGGGUUUGCGUCAGCAGGACAUGUCGCUGCUGUGCCAGCUGUGGUCGCUCCACGAGUCCAUCCAGGAGUACAAGGGCAGCUGUCAGGACCUGAGCGCCGCCUCCAGCCUCAGCCUGAUUGAGAACGGCUACUUCGACGAGGAUGACGAGUACUACCCGGAGCCCGGCGCCACUCCCACCGACGAGCAGCCGGACGGAGAUACCGAGGGCGGCGCGGCAGCGAUGGCGGCGGCCAAGAACGGCAGCGGCAAGGACGACAGCUGGGACUCCUUUCACGUUAACAUCUGAGGCCUCGUCCUGUGGAUUUUUCUACGGAUGCGUACAUAUUUCGGGGGGGAGAAGGGGUGACAAAGACGUCUCUGGAAACCUUUGUGUUCUCCAAGAAGGAACUGGUUGGCUAGACGUAGCAGCUUAUGGUACGCCGUUACCAGACUCCAGCUUUCACUUCAGCUUCUCCUCAGGUGAAACACGCCCCUGCUGGUGCUGCAGAAGUGUUUUUUUGUGUGUGUGUGUGUGUUCUGUGUUGUUGUUUUUUGGCAGCGUGACCAGGAGCUUCAAUAGAGAUGGAUUGUGAUCCAGGACUCCGCUUACUAAACAUUGGGCAAUAUAUAUUAUUUCUUUUUAUAAAAAGCUCUGCUGCUGCUUCUAUAUCAAGUGAUUUCACUAGCCAGUCACCCCUUUUUCGGCAGGACUUUUUUUUUUUUACAUAUCCAAAAUAUAUGAACAAAGUUGUAUUAUUUAUUGUAUAAUAUAAAUCUCAAGAUAUUUGCUUUCCGUUACUCUCCAUGGAAGUUUUGAACUACAACUCUACCCAGGUGUAUGGGUACGUCAUCUACUGGUCUGGGGAUCCCAGAAACCAUGACUCUGCAAAUAGACGUUGUGAGAAUGUGUGUGUUUUUACUUUUAAGGUGGUGAAAUCCUUAAUUUCCAUAAAAGCAGACGGUCUGGACGGAGGUAGUCAGACCGCAAGACCAGCUCAAGAGGAGAAGACUGCUCCCAUUGUAAAGAUGCUCUCACAGGGUUCUACAUGCAGCAGAUAUGUGCUCUGAGAAUGUUUUAACCUGAACCUUUUAAAGCUUCUGGUGCUUCGACACAUCACAGGCAACUUUGAGGUCUGUUGUCAUAGUUACGGCCAUCAUUUCCAUCGAUGUUAACAUUGCGGAGUUAAUCCCGCAGAGAUGUGGAAGUCGUGAUGGAGGAAGUAACAUGAGCGCUUAGGUCUCCGUGUUCUCUCCAGGUAUAAUGUGCUUACUAGCUGCAAAAGUUAAGAAUAUUCAGGGGGAAAACAGAAUCAUUUUCCACAUAACCAGCUUUGAGACUGUUCUUCUUAACACGCUCUAUUGGAUACAUUUUGAAUUGAGAUGCUCUGAUUGGCCGGGUUCAAGUAGUCACACAAUUUACUCACCGUGACAUUGCCGUCAAGUAAACAAGCAUAAAUCUUUAGGACUCGUGAUGGCCAGCGAUAGGAAAAAGUUCUUUUGUUUGAACAAGUUUCCUUCCCUGCUCGCUGUGGCCUUCAACACCGAGCUGCAGGUCAACGCGUGGUAGCAGCUCUCUGCUGAUUACAGGGUACUUUAGAACAGAUCUCAACAGGAUCUCACACCAGGCAGAACAUUACCUCAGACACGUCAGAGACCGAUGUAAUGUGUACUAUUAGUGUUUAAAAUGUAGAGUUUACCAGACGAUACGGGUCGCUAACCAGACUGUAGCAGCAAGUGGUUUUAAUUCAUCUCCAUGGAUCUCUGCCGGCCACUUGAGGUGUUUUUCAUUGAAACGCUCCACAGAGGCAGCCCCCCCACCCAUUACGCCGCACCAUCUUUUUCUCUGACAUAAAGUUUAAAUAUUUCUGCUUCACAUCCGAACGGUCUUCCUUCAUCUCUUAAACUCCUCAGCGAAGAGUUUAGCUGAGCCUAAAGUGUGUCAGGUUUCCCUGAUAUGGUGUCUCCGUAGAUCAUGUGGCGCCACCUGUUUCUCGGCCGGUCCACUUUUCGCGUGCCAGUGGGACACAAACCAAAGAAAAGGGCUGCACUCAAGACAAAAUGUAUUUGGUUUGAGGGGCUGAAUAAGCCGUUAAUGAACUGCUCUGGAAUGGUUCAAAUGUACAGUACAUAGGAACAUGUGUCUUGAUUGUCUUUACAGUUCUUUUUCAUUGUGGUGACAGUUAUCGCCACUUAGUGACUGAAGUGAAAGUCUGUUUCUCCACGUUUGAUAAAAC